Messenger RNA from Colletotrichum tamarilloi, 729 nucleotides. Its product is annotated as axe1 cleaves acetyl side chain groups acetyl xylan. NCBI's taxonomy places the organism in Eukaryota, Fungi, Ascomycota, Sordariomycetes, Glomerellales, Glomerellaceae. The coding region runs from base 1 to 729 and encodes 242 amino acids. Gene Ontology annotation, molecular function: hydrolase activity. The record is from RefSeq and is a predicted model, not a curated record. The transcript has 3 exons.
AUGUCUCUCCUCGCUAAGACCGUUGUCAUUGCUAGCACUUUGCCUGCUCUCGUGCAAGGCAGCAAGAUCUCUCUGGCUAGCCGACAGACCCUCAACACCACUUGCGCUGACAUCCACUACUUUGAAGCCCGAGGCACAACUUUGUCGUAUCCCGGAAGCUUGAUCACGGUCAUUGACCCGCUCAUGGAGGCCUUUCCUAACAGCAAUUACGAGGAUAUUGUUUACCCAGCCACGGACGAGUCUGGGAGUGACAGCUACUUUGUUGGAGUUCGCGAUGGCGCCAAGCAGAUCAUCUCUUAUGCAGAGGCUUGCCCCGAAUCCAAGAUCGUCUUGAUGGGAUAUUCUCAGGGCGCCAUGGUUCUUGGAGAUAUCUUGGCUGGCGGUGGUGAUGGCAAUGUCCUGGGCAACUACACCAAGCCUCUGGUUGAUGCUCGCACUGUUGGAGACCACAUCGCGGCGAUCUUGCUGUACGGCAACCCCCGACACAUGCCGAAUCAGACCUACAAUGUUGGCAACGCUUCUAUGUUUGGUGCCACCGGCAAAUAUCCUCGUACCGCUGGACAACUUGCCUCCUUCAACGUUUACGCCGACAGAGUCCACGACUACUGUAACUACCAGGACGGAGUAUGCGAUGCCAGCGGGAGUAAUCUCACCGCGCACAUGGCGUAUCCUUCGGACUACGACACCCAGGCAAUUGCUUGGCUGAAUUCUAAACUUAACGCAAACUGA